AUGGAUUCCAGUAUUUAUUUCUACAAGUCCAUGCCCAUAGGGACUACCAAAACGGAAGACAGGAAUAUUAUCUUAGUAAAAUACGAAGUACGGCUAUUUUGGUGGUCAUUUCCAUUAAAUCGUAUCUCUGUAACGGUACACACUACUAAACACGAUCACCCUAAAGCGGAGCCAGGUUUGGUUUUAAUGCAGUACACUGGUAUACAGUGUACGGGAUGUGUAGAAUCUAGAGCGAUACUGAGUGAAUAUGGUAUGGUUUGCGUUAUUUGCUUUGGUUCAUCUCCGCAAGCGGAAGUCGGCAGCAACAUUAACCGUGGUAGUUUUAACGGAUUAAUUCUACGUAAAAUUCAUGCUAAUAGCAGCAAUCAUCAAACUAUUAAGAUUGGCCUAGAAUAA
Molecule: messenger RNA, 396 nt
Organism: Trichoplax adhaerens
Lineage: Eukaryota; Metazoa; Placozoa; Uniplacotomia; Trichoplacea; Trichoplacidae
Exons: 4
Coding region: 1-396 (131 amino acids)
Source: RefSeq, a predicted model, not a curated record